Molecule: messenger RNA, 834 nt
Organism: Diaporthe citri
Lineage: Eukaryota; Fungi; Ascomycota; Sordariomycetes; Diaporthales; Diaporthaceae
Exons: 2
Coding region: 1-834 (277 amino acids)
Source: RefSeq, a predicted model, not a curated record
AUGAGCAGCAACGACGCAGCCCACGUGGCGGCAGACGUGGCCUCCAAAUUCGACUCACGAAUUAUCACCUUUCUGGUUGGGCCUCAAAAGAUUCGGUUUCGCAUCCACGACAACGUGCUCCGUCAAGCUCAGGCGGGCAACUUCCUCGGCAAAGCCUUUUGCGACGGCUUCCGGGACAUCAAAGAGCUCCCAGACGACGGACCAGCCGAGUUCCAGUUCUUCGUGAAUUCGCUUUACAGGGUCUGGACGGAGUCAACGGAAUUGCCCUUCAAAUGCGAGAACCUCAAAGUCCCGCAGAAACUCAAGCUCUACGCUUUCGCGCACAAAUACGCCUGCCACGAUUUCCAAAAUGCAAUCAUUUCCAGCAUCUACCAUUUCGAGCCGCAACAUGUCUGGCGAAAUGCAAUCUGUCGUGAAGACCUCGAACGCCUGGUCGCUGAUGUUCCGGACGGAUCUCCCAUGCACCGGAUCCUUACGGAUUGGCUUCUUAAGGACAUGUUCGACAUGCACCCAGGAGUGAAUCACAUUGCGGAUGAGUUCCUAGAGGGAUUACCAGAAUUCCUCUUGCGUGCUGCCUUGAAACACAUGCUCACAUACAGCUUUCCCCGCUCACUCAACAAAAAGAUGCCGUUAAAGAUGAGGGCAAAGGGAAACUACCUGCUGACGGAAGACAAUCAAGUGCGAGAGAGGAAACUGGAGCCGCUGGUGGAUGUCCAGGGCUUGUUAGCGGGCGACGCUGGCAAUGCCGUUCCCUGCCCGAGGCCCCCUGCCGGUGGUUGGCGACAUGCUUCGGCACCACCCGCUUCCAAAAAACAUCUUCAGCGACGCGAUUGA